Molecule: messenger RNA, 1779 nt
Organism: Truncatella angustata
Lineage: Eukaryota; Fungi; Ascomycota; Sordariomycetes; Amphisphaeriales; Sporocadaceae
Exons: 7
Coding region: 302-1390 (362 amino acids)
Source: RefSeq, a predicted model, not a curated record
CGCAGGUUGGUUUUGGGUAAUUCGUAGAUAUCAGCGGUAGCACGGCCGUACGAGAUGACUCACCUGCGAACUUGCCAGCCUAGUCGCAGUUGUACGCUUUGCAGUACUAAGUUUCAUGAGUUUCAGCGGGACGAUUGGUAUCGGAUCGUCCCCGCGAGAUUGCCCAACGGGAGUGGGCUUUGAUGAACCUCGCCCCGCAUGGUUGGAUAUUAGCUCCGGCGCAGGAAAAGCACCUGUCCCGUAAUAUUAUUAGUUAAGCCAAUAGAUACGUGGUGUCUUCUCAACGUGCAACGACGGCGCCAUGAGUGACAAUGAUCGAAGUGCGGGCGUAUUCGCCGUUGCGGUGGCCUUCCUUGUUCUCACAUGGAUCAUGGUUCCGCUUCGGGUCUACGUACGAGCAGUUAUGACCAAAUCCUUCGGCCUCGACGACUGGUUGCUAAUGGUCACGCAGGCCCUCUUUACCACAUAUCUCUCAAGCCAGCUAGGGGGAUGGUAUUAUGGUACUGGCAGGCACAGAGCUGAUCUUACUCCGGAGAAUAACAGCAAGGCUUUGAAUUUCUGGUUUAUCUGUGAGAUCUUUUACGUCCUUACUGCCACAUUCAUCAAGCUCGCCGUAGGUGUCUUCCUGCUUCGCCUUUCCGUUGUCCAAUUUCACACCUGGUUUCUUCGUAUUCUCAUGGCUGGGAGUGUUGUAUUUGGAACCUCAUAUCUAUUCAUUGUUUUGUUUCAAUGUCAACCCAUAAGCACAUUCUGGGCAGAGGCGCCCGGCACUCCCGGAAAAUGCUUGGCAAAUAACCCAGUUGCAAUCGCUACAUAUGUCGCGUCGGUUAUCAAUUGCCUUGCAGACUGGGCUUUUGGUAUAUUGCCAAUGUUUAUUGUGUGGUCGCUGAACAUGAAGAAAAAGUUGAGGAUCAUUGUCAUGUUUAUCCUUGGGUUUGCUUCCAUUGGAAGUACUGCGACGAUAGUUCGAAUGUUCUACAUUCCUGAUAUGCUUAAUGGGCGAGAUUUCUUAUGGACCACAACAAACUUUGCAAUUUGGAGCACAGUUGAGCCGGGUAUUGGUAUCAUCGCAACCUCGAUAGCAACCCUCAGACCUGUGCUGCAGCUUGUCUUGGGCAAGCUUAGACUGUCGCGAACAUACCAACUGAGUAAAAGCUCGCCCUGGACCACUUCCCAUGGCUACGUGAAAACGGACGAGCAUUCGAUGUCUGGCUUGCGGCCGAGCGAUAGAGUUACCACCACAACCGUUGCUGGUCCGAAGGAGCCUGCUCCUCCAUCUUUCAAACAUCUACGACCCCAGACAAGUGUGGAGUCUAUCGAGUUGGCCGGUAUUACGAAGACAGUAGAGGUUUCGUUAUCGAGUGACAUAGCUGAUGUGGUCAGACUUUGAACAUCACUCGACAAAAAGACGGAGGUUACGUUCAGUUAGGCCGAUAUGAGCAAUAUCUCUUCAAUUGGCGCUAGAACGAAGGUGAUGGUAAUAGUGGCGGUACGGACAAUAUUCUAGUAGCAAAUGACCAAUCCCGAAAUCAGUGUCAAUUCUACGUAAGGCGAGUUGUAUGUAGCAAGAAACAGUCCGACAUCGACUCUUUUUAUUUAUAAUAUUAAGGCUCAACAAGUGGUGGAGAAUGUGUUGGAGCUCUCCUUUGUCGGAUAUAAAAGAUAUUAGGGGGCUUAGUUCGAUGUAAGGCUCUGUUGGCAACUGCGUAUCGGCCGUAAAGGUUUCUGUGUUUUCUCCGACGUUAAAGUCACUAUCGCUGGACUCCGAUUCAGAAGCAC